Messenger RNA from Betta splendens (Siamese fighting fish), 3278 nucleotides. It is a transcript of the gene xab2, whose product is annotated as XPA binding protein 2. Gene Ontology annotation, biological process: generation of catalytic spliceosome for first transesterification step; mRNA splicing, via spliceosome. Gene Ontology annotation, cellular component: U2-type catalytic step 2 spliceosome; Prp19 complex; post-mRNA release spliceosomal complex. NCBI's taxonomy places the organism in Eukaryota, Metazoa, Chordata, Actinopteri, Anabantiformes, Osphronemidae. The record is from RefSeq and is a predicted model, not a curated record. Gene Ontology annotation, molecular function: protein binding. Bases 128 to 2680 code for a protein of 850 amino acids. The transcript is spliced from 19 exons.
UUUGCACAAGACCGGAAGUACGAGUACGCCACGAUUUUGAAACGCUAGAUAGCUAGUGUUAGCUAAAGUUAGCAUUACUUUUAGCUGCAACGGUCAUCCUAUCAUACGUUUCAUUGUCUAUGAAGAAAUGUCUCCAUUAAAUGGAAGCAGUGAUGUUAUAUUUGAGGACGAUGAUCUUCCCUAUGAAGAGGAAAUCAUCAGGAACCCUUACUCUGUCAAGUGCUGGAUGCGUUAUAUCGAAUUCAAACAGAACGGACCUAAAUCCACCCUCAACAUGAUUUAUGAAAGAGCGCUCAAAGAACUUCCUGGCAGCUAUAAGCUCUGGUACAAUUAUCUGAGAGAGAGACGGAAGCAAGUCAAAGGAAAAUGUGUCACUGAACCAGCACAUGAGGAGGUCAAUAAUUGCCAUGAAAGGGCACUGGUGUUCAUGCAUAAGAUGCCUAGAAUAUGGCUGGAUUACUGCCAGUUCCUUGUGUCUCAAUGCAAGAUAACAAGAAGUCGGCGAACGUUUGACCGUGCACUCAGAGCUCUUCCUGUUACUCAGCAUCCUCGCAUCUGGCCUCUGUAUCUCCGCUUUGUCCGCAGCCUGCCUCUUCCUGAGACAGCCAUUCGGGUAUAUCGCAGAUACCUUAAGCUUUCUCCAGAGAAUGCAGAAGAAUACAUAGACUACUUACGCACUGUUGGCCGCUUGGAUGAAGCAGCUGUUCGACUAGCAGCUGUUGUCAAUGAUGAAAACUUUUUAUCCAAAGAAGGCAAAUCUAAUUAUCAACUGUGGCACGAGCUUUGCGACCUGAUCUCUCAGAACCCCGACAAGGUGACCUCCCUGAAUGUAGGAGCGAUUAUCCGAGGAGGACUUACUCGUUUCACGGACCAACUUGGAAAACUAUGGUGCUCUUUAGCUGACUAUUACAUCAGGAGUGGCCACUUUGAGAAAGCCCGUGAUGUGUAUGAAGAGGCAAUCCUUACAGUGGUUACAGUAAGAGAUUUCACACAGGUUUUUGAUAGCUAUGCCCAGUUUGAAGAGAGUAUGAUUGCUGCCAAGAUGGAGACCACUGCUGAGAUGGGGCAGGAGGAAGAUGAUGACAUAGACUUGGAGCUUAGACUGGCCCGCUUUGAGCAGCUGAUAGCCCGGCGGCCCCUCCUUUUAAACAGUGUACUAUUGAGGCAGAACCCCCAUAAUGUACAUGAAUGGCACAAGCGGGUCAAACUGUAUGUGGGGAAUCCACGUCAAAUCAUCAAUACCUAUACCGAGGCAGUACAGACAGUGGAUGCAAUGAAAGCGACAGGGAAACCUCAUUCACUCUGGGUUUCUUUUGCAAAAUUUUAUGAGGAAAAUGAGCAACUGGAUGAUGCAAGGACAAUCUUUGAGAAGGCUACCAAGGUGAAUUACAAGCAGGUAGAUGACCUUGCUGCUGUGUGGUGCGAAUAUGGCGAAAUGGAGCUUCGCCAUGAGAACUAUGAACAGGCGCUGCGCAUCCUGAGGAAAGCCACAGCUAUCCCAUCUAAGAAAGCAGAGUACUUCGAUUCAUCUGAACCAGUCCAAAACAGAGUGUACAAAUCCUUGAAGGUCUGGUCUAUGCUGGCAGACCUGGAGGAGAGUCUUGGCACGUUUCAGUCUACGAAAGCUGUGUAUGAUCGCAUUAUUGACCUCCGCAUUGCUACACCCCAGAUCGUUAUAAAUUAUGCGAUGUUCCUUGAAGAGCACAACUACUUUGAGGAAAGCUUUAAAGCAUAUGAGCGUGGAAUUGCUCUCUUCAGGUGGCCAAAUGUUUAUGACAUCUGGAACACUUAUCUCACCAAGUUCAUUGAUCGUUAUGGAGGCAAGAAGCUGGAGAGAGCAAGAGAUUUAUUUGAACAAGCCCUGGAUGGCUGUCCGGCCAAAUUUGCCAAGACCAUUUACCUGUUGUAUGCCAAAUUGGAGGAGGAGUAUGGUUUGGCACGACAUGCCAUGGCGGUCUAUGAAAGAGCAACACAGGCAGUUGAAACUGAGGAGAGACAUCACAUGUUCAAUAUUUACAUCAAGCGAGCAGCUGAAAUUUAUGGAGUUACAUAUACCAGGGCAAUUUACCAAAAGGCUAUUGAGGUUCUGCCUGAUGAGCAUGCAAGGGAAAUGUGUCAGCGAUUUGCAGACAUGGAGAGCAAACUGGGUGAGAUUGAUCGGGCGAGGGCUAUCUACUCCUACUGUUCCCAAAUCUGUGACCCAAGGGUUACAGCUAAUUUCUGGCAGACGUGGAAAGAAUUUGAAAUUCGCCAUGGUAACGAGGACACCAUUAGAGAGAUGCUGAGGAUCAAACGCAGUGUCCAGGCCACGUACAACACUCAGGUCAACUUCAUGUCCUCUCAGAUGCUAAAGGCCACUACAAGCUCCACUGGUACAGUGUCAGAUCUUGCUCCAGGACAGAUGGGAAUUGAUGACAUGAAAAUGUUGGAGCAGAAGGCUCAGCAGCUUGCUGCAGAAGCUGAGCAAGACAAACCCAAGCCAAAAGAAAAGAUUCUCUUUGUCAGAAGUGACACUUCUCGCAGUGAGUUGGCUGAGCUAGCCAAACAAGCCAAUCCCGAUGAGAUUGACAUUGAUGAUGAUGAUGACGGCAAUGAGGAUGAAGACCAAGGGCCUGAUGAGGUGCAGCUAGAACAGAAGAGUGUCCCCACAGCUGUAUUUGGAGGCCUAAAAGAUGACUGAAGCUCCCUUUUCUCUUUCUCUGAAAGAAUGUGAGGAUUUCAUCUUUUGUGCUUCAGUCUGAAUUUUGUAGUAGAGGGAGUAGACAAAGCUGUAACUAACCUAAUGUUAGUUUUGGCCACAAGGUGUCAGUCUUUUAUAAGCGUCACUGGAAGAGAAUUGCUGUUUAGCAGUUUUUUUGUUACUUUUCCAACAUUAUGUAAAAUAAUUUACUGUAUAAACACUUCUUCACCUAUUAAAUGCAGAAAUGUUUCAAAGAUAUCUGCCCUGGAAACAAUAGGGGAGGAGCAUAGUUUCUUCAGCAGGGAGCAUUCAAGCUUCACAGUGUUGGCUUAAAUUUCAUUAGUAGGCUGGAGGUCUUACAACGUCCAUUGGAUCUGAAUACAAAAAAUGACUUAACUUUAUUCAAAGUUUUUUUGAUCUUUGAAUGUUGAUGAAAAUGUAUGUCAAACAUCAAGGGGAGUGCACAUUUUGGAAUUUGUGAUAUGUAUUAGUUUUUGAAAUAUGCCCCACUUAUUCUAGCAGUGAGUAUGUGAUGCUUUUUCUACCCUGUCCUAAAACCUCAUUUCUAAUAAAAAUGGACUUAUGUUAUAAACCGUGA